This is a messenger RNA of Nicrophorus vespilloides, 528 nucleotides long. RefSeq names its product ribonuclease P/MRP protein subunit POP5 (gene Pop5). NCBI's taxonomy places the organism in Eukaryota, Metazoa, Arthropoda, Insecta, Coleoptera, Silphidae. Gene Ontology annotation, molecular function: ribonuclease P RNA binding. The transcript has 2 exons. Gene Ontology annotation, cellular component: ribonuclease P complex. The record is from RefSeq and is a predicted model, not a curated record. The coding region runs from base 56 to 511 and encodes 151 amino acids. Gene Ontology annotation, biological process: tRNA 5'-leader removal.
CCCAUGCUUCACUCAAAAACGUCCACAAUCGGUUCAGUACACUAUUUACCUGAAGAUGGUAAGGACCAAGAACAGAUACAUUGUUGUGCAAAUUGAUGAUCAGGGGGCAAAUGGACAGGACAAGGGUUCUGCAGUAUUCAAAGGGCAGAGCAUCCAGAAUGCAAUCAUUCAUCAUGUGCUGCAGAUGCACGGGGAUUUUGGGUUUGCAGCUGUGAAGGCUGCUCUGACUGUCAAAUACAUAAAUGAGAGAACUCGAAUAGCCAUAAUUCGGUGCAGGCAUGGACCCCACAAGCUUGUCAGCAGUGUCCUCCCAUUAGUGAACCUGUUAGAUACCAAGAGAGUUCAAUUGACCAUCAUCUACACUGGAGCCACGAUACGCCAAUGCCUGAUAUGCAUAAUCAGCUAUCAGCAGAGAAAGUUUGAGGAGUUCUGCAUUGGUAUUAAAACAGAGGAGGAAAAAUGUGAACUGAAGGAACAGAUCAUGAAAUUGGAAAAUCUGGGGAGGAUUUAGGUUCUUAGCAAUAAGAA